AUGGAAUCGAAGAAAGAGCUUGACAUUGCGGAGGAAAGUGGUGGUCAGACAACAAACGCGGGCAUCUUAGGCCAGGACAUUGUGCCAACUACACUCUCAUUCAAUGCAGUCAGCCCAGUCGACGUCUGGGUUCACAAUUUGACGGUACAGAUUGACACGACACCUUCAAUAUGGCAGGCCUCUCCAGCACAAUCAUGGCAUCGGCUGCUGAGGCCAAAAUUCAAAAGCGACGACGCAUUAUCUUACAAAACCAUACUUAAUGGCGUUGGCGCACAUAUGCCAUCUGGUAGUAUAACUGCCAUAAUCGGAAGCAGCGGUUCCGGAAAGACGUCCUUGCUAAACGUCAUGGCCGGAAGGAUGGAAUCUAGUCGUUUGAAGAUCUCCGGUUUAACAACUUUUAAUGAUGAUAGCAAUAUUGCGCAUAUGCGUAGCUCCUACGUGAUGCAGCAGGAUGUGCUGAUCCCAACCCUAACUGUGAGGGAAACUUUGCAGUAUGCUGCUGACUUGCGUCUUCCGCCACCGAUAACGCAAGCUGAAAGAAAAGCUAUCGUCGAACAGGUCAUUUUGGAGCUAGGCUUGAAAGAGUGCGCAGACACGAGAAUUGGAAAUAGUGCUCAUAAAGGGUGCAGCGGAGGCGAGAAGAGACGGACUAGUAUUGGCGUACAGAUGUUGGCUAAUCCAUCUGUGCUGUUUUGUGAUGAGCCGACGACAGGACUUGACGCUACGAGUGCAUAUCAAAUCAUUAGGACCUUGAAGGGUCUUGCAAGCAAAGGUCGUACUGUCAUUGUUUCCAUUCAUGCGCCACGCUCUGAAAUUUGGAGCCUUUUCGAUCAUGUCAUUCUGCUAUCCCGAGGCUCACCUCUGUACAGUGGUCCGGUAUCAGAGUCUCUUCCUUACUUUUCAGAACUUGGAUAUACCAUGCCGACUUUUGUUAAUCCGGCCGAGUUUCUGAUCGAUCUGGCUGCUAUCGACAAUCGUUCAUCGGAGCUAGAAGCUUCUUCGCUAGCUCGAGUAAACUUUUUUCGAGAUUCAUGGCAGACGAAGGAGAAGAAAGGUGAUGUUAAUGAAGUUGGGGAAACCGCUUCGCAGGAAAACCUUCCGAUUGCACCAAAUGAUACGAAUGAAAUAACAAAGAAGGUACCCUUCAGUCGAGAAUUCAGCGUUCUUACAUCACGGACCUUCAAGACGACACUUCGUGACCCCCUUGGCGUAGCGGGAACUAUAUUCGAAGCAGUUGGUAUGGCAGUCAUCACCGGCUGGAUAUUCCUGCAACUAGACAAGAGUCAAGCGGGGAUCCGCUCUCGUGAAGGAAGCCUAUACACGGCCAGCAGCCUCAAUGGCUACCUUGUCUUGACAUACGAGACGUUCCGACUAACCAUCGAUAUACGACUUUUUGACCGAGAGCGAAAUGAAGGUGUGGUCACGGUGCCUGGGUUUCUGCUCAGUAGACGUGCUGCACGAUUUCUCCUUGAAGACCUUCCAGCUCCUAUACUGUUUAGCAUCAUAUUCUACUUCAUGGUUGGGUACCGCCUCGACGUCGCUGCCUUUUUCAUAUUUUUGGUUAUCUCAAUUCUGGUCCACUAUAUAGCAGUAUCAUUCGCAGCUGUCGGCGUCGGCAUCGCACGCAGUUUCUCCGGCGCAGGUCUCGUUGCUAACCUUUCAUUCACUCUACAAUCAUUUGCUUGCGGAUAUUUUGUGCAGUCAAAUCAGAUUCCGGUCUAUACAAGAUGGCUGAAAUGGACUGCCUACACGUUCUAUGCGUUUGGUGCUCUGUGCUAUAACGAGUUCAUAGGCACAAGCAGUCCCACCUAUGGCCAGUUAUACGAUUGCCCUUAUUCGAAUGACCCCUUGGACCCGGCAUGUAAACAGUACACGGGUGUCUACAUAAUCGAGAGCUUAGGGCUCCCUUCUAACUGGAUAUGGCGACCAUGCGUGAUUUUGGUAGCAUACGUGGUUGGGUUCUAUACCCUAGCAGGCCUCUUACUUCAAUACAACAAAUUUGCUAUGGGAAUUGCACAGGCCCGCAAGUCCGAUGGUGAUGCACAAACGGGGAAAGAGAUGGCGGUAGUUACACGUUCGACAGAGGACAUCCGGCGCGUUCUUAUAUCACUUAACAAAUAUACGCUCGAGAUCAAAAAGAAGGACUAUUUUUGGAAAGCGCCUCGCACUAUUCCCAUCUUGCAACCUAUCACCACCGAGUUCCAAGCCGGCCAGUUGAAUGUAAUCAUGGGGCCAUCCGGCAGUGGCAAGACAUCGUUGCUGAACUCUAUUGCUCGAAGACUUCAUGGGUCAAUUGGUACCAAGUACAGGCUCGGUGGCACCAUGUCUUAUAACGGCGCAAUUCCCAGCGAAAGUGUAAUCCGCUCCGUUACCUCGUUCGUCACCCAAGACGACGAUGCACUUAUGCCCUCGCUUACCGUUCGCGAGAGUUUACGUUUUGCAGCUGGCCUUCGGCUUCCGAGAUGGAUGUCCAAGGAAGAAAAGAAUCGAAGAGCUGAGGAUAUCCUCAUGAAAAUGGGCCUGAAAGAUUGCGCCGACAAUCUCAUUGGUAGCGAUUUGAUCAAGGGUAUUAGUGGCGGAGAGAAGCGAAGAGUUACCAUCGCUAUUCAGAUACUGACAGAUCCUAAAAUUCUCCUUCUCGACGAGCCUACAUCUGGAUUGGAUGCAUUCACAGCCACAUCGAUCAUGGAGGUAUUGAACGGCUUAGCUGCCGAGGGCCGAACACUCAUCAUGACAAUCCAUCAGUCACGGUCAGAUAUAUUUCCGCAUUUCUCAAAUUUGCUACUUUUGGCUCGUGGGGGAUAUCCCGUCUACUCAGGUAGUGGAGCAAAUAUGAUUUCGUACUUUGGCUCUUUUGGCUACCAUUGUCCACCGCAGACAAAUCCUGCGGAUUUUGCUUUGGACCUUAUCACCGUUGACCUUCAACAAGAUGGUCGUGAGGCGACUACUCGCAAGAGGGUCCACCACCUAAUCACUGCCUGGCAGAGUACUGAUCAUGUGGUGACAAGGCAAACAUCUCAAAUCGCCACGCCGGCUGAGCUAGGUAGCCUUAAGAAACAAAUGCACCCUUUGCGCGUAACAUUUCCUUUAGUCCUCCAUCGCUCGACAAUCAACUUCUUUCGUCAACCUGAUUUGAUCAUGGCGCGUACCUCCCAGAUCGUUGGCAUCGCAAUCAUUAUGGCUCUAUUCUUUGCCCCGAUGAAGAAUGAUUACGCAGCAGUUCAAACUAGGAUGGGAUUUGUUCAGGAAUUUGCAGCGCUGUACUUUAUCGGUAUGCUGCAAAACAUCGCUGUCUAUCCCCCGGAACGCGACGUCUACUAUCGCGAAGAGGCGGAUCAUUGUUAUUCUGCAGAAACAUUUAUACUGUCCUACACUGUGCUGGAAUUGCCCUUUGAAAUACUCGCCUCUAUACUCUUCGGUGUCAUAGCCGCCUACGCAGUCAACAUGGAGCGCAGCGUGCUAAUGCUUUUUGUUGCCGCAUUCAAUUGCUUCGCCAUAAUCAAUGCCGGAGAGUCCCUCGGUAUUGUAUUCUGCACCUUGUUUGACCACGUCGGAUUUUCUGUCAAUGUUACUUCAGUCAUCCUAUCUAUAUCAACGAUCAUGGGCGGAAUCAUGUCUUUGAAUCUCAACACAGUUCUUCAGGGUUUCAAUCACCUCUCUCCGAUCAAAUAUGCCGUUGCGAAUCUCGCUCCUUAUUCUAUGCGUAAUCAGCAUCCUCGCAAGAACCAAGUUAUCGACCGCAACAAGCGCGUCAAGAUCUCGGAUGACAUGAUCGCUGAGUCACUAAAGAAGCCACGAUUCAUGCCGCCUUACUUCGAGCAUGAUGCACUUGACCCAAAUCUCUACGCAGGAGAAUGGGCAAAACCAUGUGCUCAGAUUUCUACGGACCAUCUUCCCUACGACAUUGAAUCGGGCCCUUAUGAAGAGGACAAUGCCGACGAGGAAGAAGAUGACGAGGAGGAGAUUAACAGAGUUCUCGAUUCGAUGCUCUCAGGAACCGAAGACAAGGUGACCAUUGAGUCCAGCACCGCUCCGGCACCCCCCUCCGAUGCAGAUCGUCGUGUCAUCGGUACGCGCCCCGUUGAAGGAAAGGGCAAGAAACUAUGUGGUCUCGAUGAUAUGGACAAAGACGACCGAUUAAUCUACUAUCUGAAACUGGCCAAAUGGUCCGAGCGUGCCAUUCAUGAAAAGCUCGUGGCUGAAGGUCGCAUCGGUUACAGUCAGAAAACGAUUGGGACGCGCUUUGCUCGUAUGCGUCGCUUCAUCAUGGCAGAAAAUGACCAGCGACUCAAAGACGGUACAGUUGUCUGGCUCGCAGCCGAAAAGAACCUUCUACCAGAUGCUGUAGCAUAUGCAACCCAGCAGAUCGACAAGGAGCGCAAGGCUCUUCGCCAGCGCAAAUGGGAAUUGGUAUCCGAGUUCAUCCAGAAGCGCGAACCUCUUGCCCUGUACUCUGGUGAAGCGUGUCGCGAAGAAUACGAGACCAUGUUGACGCGGGACGACGACUAUGACGCUACUUCCAAUGAUCCGAAAGUGUCGAAGUUGGAAAAGGAACGUCAGACACAUGCUGAAAUGCUUGAGCAUUUCAAGCAGUCCGAAUCUCUCUAA
Talaromyces amestolkiae is the source of this 4608-nucleotide messenger RNA. RefSeq lists its product as uncharacterized. Lineage: Eukaryota; Fungi; Ascomycota; Eurotiomycetes; Eurotiales; Trichocomaceae. The transcript is spliced from 6 exons. The record is from RefSeq and is a predicted model, not a curated record. Gene Ontology annotation, molecular function: ABC-type transporter activity; ATP hydrolysis activity; ATP binding. The coding region runs from base 1 to 4608 and encodes 1535 amino acids. Gene Ontology annotation, cellular component: membrane.